UCUCUCUCUUAUUUAUUUCCAGAACCUCCGACAGUCUGUCCCCCUCUCUCUCUCUCUCUCUCUCUCUCUCUCUCUCCGCCGCUAACCAGGGCAACUCUGCUUCGGUGAUGAGCGCGCCGCGCCACCGCCGACAUCCUUCGACGGCCGCCUUGACGGCCCUCGCUCUCUUGCUGUUCGCCUCCGCGUCCGCCGCCAUCUCCGUCACGCGACAGCUCGUGACGACGACGACGACGACGACGACCAAGAACCCGAGAGCCGCCGGCGGAGGCACCCGCAAGAUCGCCCACAAUUCUUGGCCGCUGGCGGAGCCGACGGCCCGGAGGCGGCUCCUGGCGGGCCCCGGGUCGUCGCCGCCGACGUGCAGGGCCAAGUGCGGGCGCUGCUCGCCGUGCAAGCCGGUGCACGUGCCGAUCCACCCCGGCCUGAGCCUGCCGCUCGAGUACUACCCGGAGGCCUGGCGAUGCAAGUGUGGGAGCAAGCUCUUCAUGCCUUGAUCGUCGUCAGUCGGAGAAAAAUCAAGAAGAAGAAGAAGAAGAAGAAGAAGACGAAGCCCCGAUGAUGAUACUGUUGAAAGUGAAACAAGCGACGUCGUGUUGAUGUUCUUGUUCUUUCUUCCGCAUUUUGGAUUACUAUUUGGCGGUUAGCUCGUUUGCUCUCUUUUCUUGGGUUUCGCUCGUUUGCGUACAUAUCAUGAUGAUUGAUUUUUUUUUGGGGGGAGGGGGGGAUGGUGAUGAUUAUGAGGAAAGCAAAGCUGGGGAGUUGUUGGGAUUAUAGCUUAUUUAGCUCUCACUCUGAGUCUCGUCUGAACUAGAGAGAGAGUGAGACUCUCUCAUUCAUAGUUUCUCUCUCUUCUGUUCCUUUUUUUUGUUUUUUGGGUGGAGGUGGGUUCUGACUUUGCAUUAAGAAGGUGGGGGUGCGAGGUUAUAAUUAUGGGACAAAAUGAAAAGCACAGAGACAUGUAAUUAU
Molecule: messenger RNA, 966 nt
Organism: Rhodamnia argentea
Lineage: Eukaryota; Viridiplantae; Streptophyta; Magnoliopsida; Myrtales; Myrtaceae
Product: EPIDERMAL PATTERNING FACTOR-like protein 4
Exons: 1
Coding region: 108-494 (128 amino acids)
Biological process (GO): stomatal complex development; guard cell differentiation
Source: RefSeq, a predicted model, not a curated record